Molecule: messenger RNA, 1162 nt
Organism: Aegilops tauschii subsp. strangulata
Lineage: Eukaryota; Viridiplantae; Streptophyta; Magnoliopsida; Poales; Poaceae
Biological process (GO): plasma membrane organization; regulation of membrane lipid distribution; phospholipid homeostasis
Cellular component (GO): plasma membrane
Source: RefSeq, a predicted model, not a curated record
CCGACGAAGAGGGUAGCGUGUGGACGGGUGCGGCUCUCGGCUCGCCACGCGGAGACGGCACGAGCCCCGAUGCCGCCGCCCCGCCGCGCCGGCGCGGGCGACACGAGCGCCUUCUUCGCGGCGACGCUGGUGCUGUGGGCCGUGUCGGUGGGGUUCGAGAUCGGCGCGCGGGGACGCCGCGAGCUGGCCGCCGUGGCCGCCGGCUUCGCCUUCUUCCAGGCCGCCAACACGGCCGUCCGCGCCGCGGUCUCCCGCGACCCGCUCUUCGUCAACACCGCAGUCUCGCUGCUCCACUCCUCCCUCACCUCCGCCUCAGUUAUCUUUGUUCUAUUGUGCCAAUGGCGUACCAAGGGCCUUGAGAACAUGUUUCAGCAUGAAGAAUUAGUUGGUAGCAGUUGGAUUGGAGCAUAUUCUGCUCUGUGCUUUUCAUGUGGCUACUUUGCUUAUGACCAAUUGGACAUGCUCCGCUACCGGCUGUACAGUGGAUGGAUUCCUGGGAUUCUGAUGCAUCACCUUAUUCUGCUUAUUUGCUUUACGCUAGCUCUGUAUCGGAAUGUGACAAUCAACUACCUAAUUCUCACUCUUCUAUGCGAGAUGCACUCCAUAUUCUUGCACGUACGGAAAUUGAGGAGGAUGGCUGGAUUCCGGGAUUUCAACAGAAAACUUGUGAAACUGGAAUGGGUACUCAACUGGACUACCUUUGUGACAGCAAGGGUGAUCUGCCACAUAUUGAUCACAUACAAACUGAUCACCGACGCACACAAGUUUGAUAAAGGCAUUGAGCUGCCACUAGCUCUUUCUGGUAUGGCAGGAAUGAAUGUGCUCAAUGUAUCUUUAGGGCUUGAUCUAUUUAAAGCGUUCGCGCGAGAGAGAAAUCAGCAGACGCAUCAGGACUGAAUGUUCUUGACAGUGUAGUGUAAAUUUUGGUAAGGUUAUAGUCACACCAAUGUAAAUCAGAAGACAGAGGUAUGUUCUAAGUGUUGUUAGCCUCUAGACUGUAGUGACAACCUAUAUAUGUAAUCUUAUGUAUGAUGAAUUUGUAUUAAGAUGCCUCGCGGAAAGAUUCUCUGGCUUUUGCCAGCAUUAGUGGAAUUACAUAGACAACCCAACCUGGAUCCAGCAUUUGUGCAGAUUUUUUAAAGCAUUACCUCUGUCCGAAAAA